AGCCCCGCUCCUUUAGGUCCAACGCCGCUGAGCCCAGCGCGGUCGCUGCCCCAGCCCGGUCCCGCUCGUUGUCGCCUGCGCCGGCGUCCUGGGCACGAGUCCCCGGGUCGCUGCAAUCGCCCGGUCUCCCCGGAGCGCCGCCCGCCCGCCGCUCCCCGGCUCUCCCGGGGGCCGCCUGUCCUGCACCCUGGAGCGCCGCGCCGCGAGCCUCUGCGGGCUGCUCGGGAUCCUAGCGGCCGUGGGCAGCGGCUGCGGCGCCUGCCUGCCCGAGGGAGGACUCUCGCUGCUGUAUUUGCCCAGUAACUCUGGCUGCACCGCAGACUCUUCGGGUGACUUGGGCGCCCCUGGGACAUGGCAGACGAAGACCUCAUCUUCCGCCUGGAAGGCGUCGACGGUGGCCGGGCCUCCCGGGCUGGCCAUGAUGCUGAUUCUGAUGCAGAUAGUGAUGAUGAGGAGGGUUACUUCAUCUGCCCAAUCACUGAGGACCCCAGGUCCAACCAGAAUGCCAACUGCAAGGUUAAUAACUACUACAGCAGCCUAACGAAAAGUGAGCAGUACAGCUCCUGCGGGUCCCCGGCCAGCUCCUUCCACUUCAAGGAAGCCUGGAAGCACGCAAUUGAGAAGGCUAAGCACAUGCCUGACCCCUGGGCUGAGUUCCACCUUGAGGACAUUGCCACAGAACGAGCUUCUAGGCACAGGUACAAUGCUGUCACUGGGGAGUGGCUAGAAGAUGAAGUUCUAAUCAAGAUGGCAUCUCAGCCCUUUGGCCGUGGAGCGAUGAGGGAGUGCUUUAGAACGAAGAAACUUUCCAACUUUCUGCAUGCCCAGCAGUGGAAGGGGGCCUCCAACUACGUGGCCAAGCGCUACAUCGAGCCAGUGGACAGAGAUGUGUACUUUGAAGAUGUACGUCUCCAGAUGGAGGCCAAGCUUUGGGGGGAGGAGUAUAAUCGGCACAAGCCCCCCAAGCAGGUGGACAUCAUGCAGAUGUGCAUCAUCGAGAUGAAGGAAAGACCAGACCAACCUCUUUUCCACCUGGAGCACUACAUUGAGGGCAAAUACAUCAAGUACAACUCUAACUCCGGCUUUGUCCGUGAUGACAACAUCCGCCUGACGCCGCAGGCCUUCAGCCACUUCACAUUUGAGCGUUCUGGCCAUCAGCUGAUUGUAGUGGACAUCCAAGGUGUGGGCGACCUCUACACUGACCCCCAGAUCCACACUGAGACAGGCACUGAUUUUGGAGAUGGCAACCUCGGUGUCCGGGGGAUGGCUCUCUUCUUCUACUCUCAUGCCUGCAACCGGAUUUGCAAUAGCAUGGGCCUUGCUCCUUUUGACCUCUCACCACGGGAGCAGAAUGCAGUAAAUCAGAGCACCAAGCUGCUGCAAUCAGCCAAGACCAUCUUGAGGGGAACAGAAGAAAAGUGUGGGAGCCCCCGAAUAAGGACCCUCUCUGGCAGCCGACCCCCACUGCUCUUUCGCCUCUCAGAGAACUCUGGAGAUGAGAACAUGAGUGAUGUGACCUUCGACUCUCUCCCUUCCUCCCCGUCUUCUGCCACACCACUCAGCCAGAAACUGGACCACCUCCAUUGGCCAGUGUUUGGUGACUUCGAUAACAUGGUACCCAGAGACCAUGACCGACUAGACAACCACCGGGACUCUGAGAACAGUGGGGACAGCGGAUACCCCAGUGAGAAGCGGGGUGAACUGGAUGACCCAGAUCCCCGAGAACAUGGCCACUCAAACGGCAACCAGAGGCUUGAGUCUGACGAAGACAGCCUGGGCAGCUCUGGACGGGUCUGUGUGGACACGUGGAACCUCCUCAACCCUUCCCGCCUCCACCUACCGAGGCCUUCUGCUGUGGCCCUGGAAGUGCAAAGGCUUAAUGCUCUGGACCUUGACAAGAAAAUCGGGAAGUCUAUUUUGGGGAAGGUCCAUCUGGCCAUGGUGCGCUACCAUGAGGGCGGGCGCUUCUGCGAGAAGGAUGAGGAGUGGGACCGCGAGUCGGCAGUCUUCCAUCUGGAGCAUGCAGCUGACCUGGGCGAGCUGGAGGCCAUUGUGGGCCUGGGACUCAUGUACUCACAGCUGCCCCACCACAUCCUGGCUGAUGUUUCUCUGAAGGAGACUGAAGAGAAUAAAACAAAAGGGUUCGAUUACUUACUGAAAGCGGCUGAAGCUGGCGACAGACAGUCCAUGAUCCUGGUGGCACGAGCUUUUGACACUGGCCAGAACCUCAGCCCAGACAGGUGCCAAGACUGGCCUGAGGCCCUGCACUGGUAUAGCACUGCCCUGGAGACAACUGACUGCGAUGAGGGCGGGGAGUACGACGGGAUGCAGGAUGAGCCCCGGUAUGCGCUGCUGGCCAGGGAGGCCGAGAUGCUGUGCACAGGUGGCUGCGGGCUGAAGAAGGACCCGCAAAAAUCAGGAGACUUGUACACCCAGGCAGCUGAGGCGGCGAUGGAAGCCAUGAAGGGCCGACUAGCCAACCAGUACUAUGAGAAGGCAGAAGAGGCCUGGGCCCAGAUGGAGGAAUAACUUGCCAGGAAAAUCUGCCACCUAGUCCUAAGCAAAAGGACUUG
Messenger RNA from Castor canadensis (American beaver), 2573 nucleotides. It is a transcript of the gene Eef2k, whose product is annotated as eukaryotic elongation factor 2 kinase. Gene Ontology annotation, biological process: myosin II filament disassembly; protein phosphorylation; response to differentiation-inducing factor 1. Lineage: Eukaryota; Metazoa; Chordata; Mammalia; Rodentia; Castoridae. Gene Ontology annotation, molecular function: calcium ion binding; calmodulin binding; ATP binding. The record is from RefSeq and is a predicted model, not a curated record.